AUGCAAUAUUUGGAAGUACUGGUUUUGCGAGAGAAUAAUUUGUAUGGUCCUAUUGCCGGUGUAAAUAUCAAGCAUCCAUUUCCUAGUUUAAUUAUUUUUGAUAUUUCAUCCAAUAACUUCAGUGGCCCACUACCAAAAGCCUACAUACAAAAUUUUAAGGCCAUGAAAAAUGUUAUUCAAGUUGGAGAAGGUAGUAGCUCUCAAUACAUGGAAAGGAUGGAAGUAGGUGAUAUGACAUACUAUGAUUCUGUGACUAUGACAGUGAAAGGAAACAGCAUUGUGAUGGUGAAAAUUCCAAUAGUCUUUGUGAACAUUGAUUUUUCUCAUAACAAUUUUGAAGGAGAGAUUCUGAAUGUUAUUGGGGAGCUUCACUCACUCAAAGGGCUUAACCUUUCCCAUAACAGACUCACCGGUCCUAUUCCUCAAUCCGUAGGAAACUUGUCAAACAUGGAAUCAUUGGAUCUUUCGUCAAAUAUACUCACUGGUGUAAUUCCUUCAGAAUUAAUCAAUCUGAACGGUAUUGGAGUAUUGAAUCUUUCUCAUAACCAUCUAGUGGGAGAAAUACCUCAAGGAAAACAGUUCAAUACAUUUUCCAAUGACUCAUAUGAAGGAAACUUGGGAUUAUGCGGAUUUCCCUUGUCAAAGAAAUGUGAACCUGAACAACAUUCUCCGCUUCCACCCAACAACCUUUGGAGUGAAGAGAAAUUUGGAUUUGGAUGGAAACCAGUGGCUAUUGGAUAUGGAUGUGGAAUGGUUAUUGGAAUAGGCCUUGGAUGUUUUGUGUUGUUAAUUGGAAAGCCUAGAUGGCUUGUGAUGAUGGUUGGAGGUCAACCUAAGCAAAGAGUGACAAGGAGCACAAGAGUGAGGAGAACUCAUGGCUCAACCAUGAAUUAG
Medicago truncatula (barrel medic) is the source of this 894-nucleotide messenger RNA. Its product is annotated as putative receptor like protein 25. The record is from RefSeq and is a predicted model, not a curated record. The transcript has a single exon. Bases 1 to 894 code for a protein of 297 amino acids. Gene Ontology annotation, molecular function: protein binding. Lineage: Eukaryota; Viridiplantae; Streptophyta; Magnoliopsida; Fabales; Fabaceae.